AUGAAAAUAUUUUUUUGGUGUUUUCUCCUCUUCAAUCCCAGAGUUUCAAUUUGUCUCCGUGUAGUUGGUAUAUCGGUUCCUAGUCUCAAGCAAAGAGGUGAAUCGGUGACAUUAACAUGUGACUACGACCUCGAAGGGGGAAAACUUUACUCAGUGAAGUGGUACCGAGACAACGAGGAGUUCUACCGAUAUAUGCCCAGGCUUCGGCCACCACAGCACGCACAUAAAUUAGAAGGAGUAAGAGUUGAUUUAGAAAAGUCGAGUGCCCGACGCGUACAUCUCCGAGAACUAACCCUAAAGUCCAGAGGAUCAUAUCGAUGCGAAGUUUCCGAAGAAGCGCCUUCAUUCCACUCCGCGCAAUCCGAAACAUUUAUGGAAAUUUAUUAUUUCCCUCGUGAGAGCCCACAUAUAGUCGGUCACGAGCGAACGUACAAGCUUCUAGAACCACUCGAUGUUAACUGCUCCUCCGCGAAAGCGUUUCCCGCACCGGAUUUACAAUGGCACAUAAAUGGGGAAAAGGUUACAGAACCCACAUGGUUAAUACCAUUCGAACCUACACCCACUAUAAACGGCCUUAUGAUAUCCACUCUCGGUUUAAGAGCACCGACAACAAGACAUAUGAAGAUCCGAUGCAUAGCCAUCAUCGGCACUCAUAGACGAGAGCAAACUGUUAUAAUAGAAACAAGAUCCACCAGUUGGAGGAUAGCAGCAAAUUUCAACUUUAUAAUGUUAUUUAGCUGUAUAAAUAAGGCAUUACAGAUAUUGUCG
Brenthis ino (lesser marbled fritillary) is the source of this 768-nucleotide messenger RNA. NCBI's taxonomy places the organism in Eukaryota, Metazoa, Arthropoda, Insecta, Lepidoptera, Nymphalidae. The record is from the annotation of a GenBank genome assembly.